Messenger RNA from Saccostrea cuccullata (small rock oyster), 413 nucleotides. Its product is annotated as dynein axonemal heavy chain 6-like. The record is from RefSeq and is a predicted model, not a curated record. Gene Ontology annotation, biological process: cilium movement involved in cell motility. Gene Ontology annotation, molecular function: dynein light intermediate chain binding; minus-end-directed microtubule motor activity; dynein intermediate chain binding. Lineage: Eukaryota; Metazoa; Mollusca; Bivalvia; Ostreida; Ostreidae. The annotation marks the transcript as partial. Gene Ontology annotation, cellular component: dynein complex; 9+2 motile cilium. The transcript has 2 exons.
GUCUUUAUGUCCAAUGUAAGAAAAUUUUCAUAUAGAUCCUGGAUUCCACUGCAGAGUAAGAUAAGGUGCAGGGUAUUCUGAAGAGAAUGCUGAACCAGAUUGAGGGUCUACAGAAACAGGCCUUCACCUACAAGUCCUACCAGAAGAACUUCAAGGUCGAGGUCACCAAGUACGACGCUCUGGAGGAAGUCCACGCGGAACUGAAGCUCAAGGAACUGCUGUGGACCGCCAUUGAUGAGUGGGAUGGCCAUAUCAAUGAGUGGAUGAAUGUUCCAUUUGAGACCUUGGACCCAGAGCAGAUGAACAACACAACCAUGAAGUUUGCCAAGUCUGUGAUGCAGCUGGAGAAAGGUCUGCCACCUAAUGGUGUUGUCCCCAUGCUGAAAGAAUGCGUGGAAACCAUGAGAGACAGG